CCACUAGAUGGCGGUAUGCAAUUUAACUGUUGGUAAUGUUGAGCUGUCAAAGAAGGAAGAAGACGGAGAGGAGGAAGAAGAACUGGCCAUCAGCUGAUUUAGCUCUGACAAGAAAAUGGACACACGUUUCACUCGAGGGAAAUCCAACAUCCUUGAGCGCCCUCUGACCCGACCCAAGACUGAAGUCAGUCUGAGCGCCUUUGCGCUCCUGUUCUCCGAGAUGGUACAGUACUGUCAGAGCCGCGUGUACUCUGUGUCGGAGCUGCAGACACGCCUGGCAGACAUGGGCCAGAGCGUGGGAGCCAGCAUGCUGGAUGUGUUGGUGCUGAGGGAGAAGAACGGGAAGAGGGAGACCAAAGUGUUGAACAUGCUCCUCUUUGUCAAGGUUAAUGUGUGGAAGUCCUUGUUUGGAAAGGAAGCUGACAAGCUGGAGCAGGCCAACGAUGAUGACAAGACGUACUACAUCAUAGAGAAAGAGCCGCUUAUUAAUGCGUACAUCUCUGUGCCCAAGGAGAACAGCAGCUUGAACUGCGCCGCCUUCACCGCGGGCAUCGUGGAGGCCAUCCUCACACACAGUGGCUUUCCCGCAAAGGUCACUGCCCACUGGCACAAAGGCACCACGCUGAUGAUAAAGUUUAACGAGUCAGUUAUAGCCAGGGACAAGGCUUUGGAUGGCAGAUAAGAAAGACCGGAGGGGGGGAGUUGUUAUGUAAAUCUGUACAGGAUGAGGAGAAAUCAUGGAGGCCCAGGCUGGUGUUUGUAUCUGAAGUGUCUCCUUGUGGUAACUGAUGAGACAGGGUGACAUUAUAAAUGGAUCACUGUGCUGUACUGAGUCUCAUGAGCAGAAAAUAUGCACCUAGAUGGUUUUGUGGAUCAUCUCCUUCCUGUUUUGCCUCCUGAUGUGGUCUUAUUUUGUAGUUUUUCUUUUGUCACAUAUUUGCAACAGACAAAAGUUUAAAGCGUAAACACACUGCAUAAACUUUCAUGCCACAAUGGUCACCAGAAUGUAAAAAAAUUAAACAAAACAUUGGGGCUCUAUCUGACAGCCCUUUUACACCAUUUUUAAAAUAUUUGAUUAUUAUUGUUUUAGUCUACAAGCUCGCUACAGGAGGCCAACAAAGUAGAGUACCCCUGGUUAUGAUAAUAUUAAAUCAUAACCAACAAUGAAUCACCACAUGACUUGUUUUUAGGGACAAAAUAUUUUAAGGAGACAGGUCCAAGGUUUUCCCUGCAACCCUGAGCUGGAUAAGUGGGAUCAAGUGGAUGUAUGAGUCCAUGGUUUGUUUUCUAUUUCAUUCCAGCUCAGCCUCAGCUUUUGCUUUGUUUUUUAAAUGCAUUCAUAAUCUGCUACAUCUUCCAAAUCUAUACAUUUCUUGGGCCCAGAAGUUUUGCGGUGCUAAGCUGAGUUGUUUUUCUUUAAACAGCAUCUGUGGAAAAGAGGAAGUAGUUUAGUGUUAUUUAAAAUACAUUUCUGUAUUUAGUGUCUUGUCAUCGAGUCAUUAUGUAACACAAAGAUGUUUACAUGUUACAAAUAAAAACUGGAAGGUUGUGGUUGUUUUUGAUGACAUGGCUGCUUUUAAGCAAACAAAAGCUGCUUAGCUUAUCCUAACACAGACAUAUUUAAAACAUGCGCUGAAUAUUAUAAUUUAUAUUAUGUCCAGAGGACACAUUUGUUACACUGAGGGAAAUAAAUGUGGUCAUUUCCAGGUCUGAC
Molecule: messenger RNA, 1714 nt
Organism: Pelmatolapia mariae (spotted tilapia)
Lineage: Eukaryota; Metazoa; Chordata; Actinopteri; Cichliformes; Cichlidae
Product: trafficking protein particle complex subunit 5-like
Exons: 3
Coding region: 116-682 (188 amino acids)
Biological process (GO): endoplasmic reticulum to Golgi vesicle-mediated transport
Cellular component (GO): TRAPPII protein complex; TRAPPI protein complex; TRAPPIII protein complex
Source: RefSeq, a predicted model, not a curated record